AUGGCUGGACAGUCGAAAGAAGCUUCGAUUCCUGCCUGGGGACUGGCAGUUGCUGGAGCUACAGGUGCUGUUAUUGCCAACGCUCUAGUAUAUCCUCUAGACAUUGUCAAGACUCGUCUGCAAGUCCAAGUAAAGCUCAAGCCGACCGAUGCACCGUCGACAGUCAUCGAAGACCCGCAUUACACUUCGACCUGGGAUGCAAUUACUAAGAUAGUCGACGAUGAUGGAUUUCUGGGCCUGUACAACGGAAUUAACGGCGCUCUCAUCGGCGUCGCAUCCACGAACUUCGCAUACUUCUACUGGUAUUCCGUCGUCCGCACGUUGUACAUCGCUCGGCAGAAAACGCCGACGCCGCCCAGCACGAUCGUCGAGCUGUCGCUAGGGGCUGUUGCAGGAGCUGUAGCACAGGUGUUCACGAUUCCCGUGGCAGUCAUUACGACUCGCCAACAGACACAAAAGAAGGGCGAGCGCAAGGGCAUGCUUGAUACUGCGAAGGAUGUUGUUCACAGUGAGGAUGGAUGGACUGGGCUUUGGAGGGGCUUGAAGGCUAGUCUGGUGCUAGUUGUUAACCCGGCCAUCACGUAUGGAGCAUAUCAGAGAUUGAGGGAGGCUAUGUUUCCUGGGAAGCUGAAUUUGAGACCCGGAGAGGCUUUCUUGCUCGGAGCGAUCUCCAAGUCCUUAGCGACGAUCGCAACACAACCCCUCAUCGUUGCCAAAGUCGGCCUUCAAUCCAAGCCCCCGGCAUCCAGAAAUGGCAAGCCGUUUAAAAGCUUUGUUGAAGUUAUGCAAUUCAUUGUCCAGAAUGAAGGAUUGCUUGGUCUCUUCAAGGGCAUCGGCCCCCAGAUUACAAAGGGUCUCUUGGUACAAGGUCUUCUCAUGAUGACCAAGGAGCGUAUGGAAUUGAUAUUUAUCCUUCUCUUCCGCUACGUACGGAAGGUUAGAGGCGAGAGGCUCGUAAAGCUGGCGGAUCUUGCUGCUGCAAAGGCGAAAGAGACUUUACCUAUUGUCACAAAAUAG
Messenger RNA from Drepanopeziza brunnea f. sp. 'multigermtubi' MB_m1, 1017 nucleotides. RefSeq lists its product as uncharacterized. NCBI's taxonomy places the organism in Eukaryota, Fungi, Ascomycota, Leotiomycetes, Helotiales, Drepanopezizaceae. Gene Ontology annotation, molecular function: ADP transmembrane transporter activity. Gene Ontology annotation, biological process: transmembrane transport. Gene Ontology annotation, cellular component: membrane. The record is from RefSeq and is a predicted model, not a curated record.